AUUCUUUGGGAAAACCACACGAAAACAUUCCAAUGGCAAACAGGUUGCCACAAAGCCGAGAGCAGCAGCAACAACAACAUGGCCAAGAGGGAAAAUCAAACACGUGCACAGGCACAGAACGGAAAAGGUUAACAACACAACAAAAGUAAAAACAGCAAACAACAAACAGCAGCGGUAACAGCAUUACGUUAUUCCUUCAUUUUUAUUUUGACCAAACACAGCGAAAUAAACCAAAUUUUAAAACCGCGCGCUAACUGAAAAAAAAGAAGAUUCGAAUAUAAAACGGGGGAAAAUAAAAACGGAUAUAAAGGAAUUUCAAGCGUUUGGCAUUUUGUCAACCAGUAAAGGGCCAAGUGACGAGCAACAAAAAAAAAACGAAAAAAACGAAAAAAAUCGAGGGAGAGGCGCACAAGUGGCUGCAACAAAGGGGCCCGAACCACCGAACGCCCGCGACCUCUGACACCCCGAAAAAAACAACAAAAUAUAAGAAUAUCUACCUUUUGGCCGGAAAACGCUUGUUUCAGCACGCGAGCAAGGGAGACGGGACGACUGCGCGGGAGGGAGACAGGGGCAGGAACAACAGCAACAAAAACAACACAACAAACAGCUCUAUGCCGGCACCAAGAUGAGACCAGGCCGAACGACAACAGCUUUACCAGCAGGGAGCACGCCCCUGCUCCUGCUCCUGCUACUGCCACUCAUCCUGGGCAGGCUCCACUUGGCCCACGCCCAGUGUCCUUGGCAGAGGGAUGUGCCCGACCUGCAGACGAGCUGCAUCUGCGCCUACAAUCUGGGCAGGGAGCUAUCAGUGCAAUGCGAUCAGGUGGACUUUUCGCAACUCCUGGCUGCGAUGAACACCCACGCCCGCCUGAAGCCCGUGGAUUUGCUGUACGUGAACAACUCUACGAUUUCCGAGUUGCCCAAUGCCGUUUUCAGCAAUUUGAGCCUGCACAAUGUGCAGCUCUCGAGCUGCGGCAUCCAGAGGAUUGCGACGGGUGCCUUUAAGGGGCAGGAGUCGGUGCUGCGGAAUCUCAAUCUGCAGGACAAUCUGCUGGCCGACGUGCCAGUUGAGGCGCUCAAGGUGCUGGGCAAGCUGAAUCUGCUGGAUUUGUCCAAAAAUCAGCUCACUCACAUUCCCGACGACGCCUUUGUGGGCCUGACAAAGCUCUCCACCCUCAAGCUCAACGAUAACAAUGUCACCCUGGCCAGCAAUGCAUUCAGGGGCCUGGAGCAGAGCCUGAAGAACCUGAAUCUGAAGGGCACCAAGCAGCGAAAGGUGCCGGAAUGUAUCAGGGGUCUGAAGAGCCUAGCCUUCCUGGAUCUCUCCCAGAAUGGCAUCAAAGAACUGCCGGGUGCGGGCGGCAUUCGGGUGUUCGAUGGUCUGGACGCUCUGACUGCCCUAAAUCUGGAACGGAAUCUCAUCCAGAGCAUUGGCGAAACAGCAUUUGCUGGCGUGCGAAAAACACUGAGCUCGCUGAGUUUGCUCAACAAUCUGCUGGCGGAAUUUCCCAUUGGAGCCGUGCACUCGCUGAAGGAGCUGCGUGUCCUGGACAUUGGCUUCAAUCUGCUGACCAGCCUGCCGGAGGCCGCCUUCCGGGGCAAUCCGGGCAUCACCCUGCUGGCCCUGGACGGAAAUCCACUGAGCAGCGUGCCCGAAGGCGCCUUCGCCCACCUGAAUGCCACACUCCGCGGACUCUCCCUCGGCGGCAGGUUCCUCCACUGCGACUGCAAGCUGCGUUGGGUGGCCGAGUGGAUUCGCAACGGCGACUUGCAGGUUACAUCGCGCGAACGGAAUCCCCAGUUCUGUGGCACCCCACCACGCUUCCGGGACCGAGGCUUCUACUCCAUUCAGCCGGAGGAGCUCAGCUGCCCGGACAUUGCCGAUGCGGCCCUCCGUGGACCCGUCGGCCUCGCCGAUAACCUGAAACCCACGCUGCCAUCGUCGCCCGACUCCGUGGAAUAUGAAACUGACACGGGCACGGGCACGGGUACAGUGGGCACUGGGACUGGCACUGGCACGGCAGCCUCGGCUCCGGUGACCAGUAGUGUGAGCAGCUCCACCUCGACAACGACACCCACAACAACCACAACGACAACCACAGCGGAGCCAACGACCAGGAGGAGCACGACGCGUCCGCCGACCAAGUCGACUACAACGAUAUCGGCCAGCACAGCCUCGCCAGCUGCCAGUGCGCCGGUGAAUGGAACGGGCACAGUUCAGGCCACCUCCAUCACGACGAGCAGCAGCUCCUCCUCCUCCUCCUCAUCCUCCACGUCCACGUCCACGGGUCACGGCAAUGGCAAGCAGGCGCCCGGCUGGCGCCAAGGAGUGACCAAUGGCAAUGGCAAUGGUGCAGGAGCAGGAGGGCUCCACAAGCCGCAGAGGCCACCGCUGGUCCUGGGCUAUCCACCGCAGCGGGGCACUCGCAUCGACGAUGCCAACGAGGUGCAGGUGAAGCACGCGUUCCGCCAGGACAGCUCCGUGAUCAUCCAGUGGGACUCGGACACGGCGAAUAUCCUGGGAUUCCGCGUGGUCUAUCGCCUGUUCGGCGAGAAGGCCUUCAAGCAGGGACCACCGCUGGAGUCCAGCGAGCGCGAGUUCAAGAUCAAGAAUGUCCCCGCCCAGGAGUGCAUCAUCGUGUGCGUCAUCUCGCUGGAGGAGCUGCACGUGACCCCCGAAACGGUUCCCUACCAGCAGUGCCGCGAAGUUCGCACUGUCGCCUCGCAGGCCUCCAACAUGGACAAGAUAACGAUUGCGGCCAGUGCGGCCAUUUGUGGCACCAUCAUUGUGGCCGUGAUUGUCUUCAUCGCUGCCAGCAGACGCUCCCGCAAACUGCAGAGCAGCCAGCAGAAGAGUCCGCUGCCAAUUGGAGGUCUGCCCGUUAAUUGCUGCGGUCCGACCGGUUCACCUGGACCACUUGGCUCCAUUGCAACGCUAUCGGCAUUUAACAAUCACAAGGAAUGGGAUCAAGUGUCGGCCUACAGUGGUCGCUCGAUACCGCGGCCGCGCAUCUAUCCCGUGGAGCAGCCGGACGACAUGAGGAGCCACUUCUCCGGAAUGCCCGGCAAGGUGGGCAAAUCGAGCCAAAUGUCACUGUGAAAAUGUCUCAACGAGCAAAUUUUAGGAACGUCAAGAAAAACAUUCAACGAUCACAAAACCGGCGAAUGCUGCAAAAUGCGAAUCAAGAACAUUUAACCAUCUAAAUAAAUGAAUUCAAUUUAAUUGAAACAAAUUUCGCGGAAAUGCAACAAAUCAACUUAAAAAUGAACUGAACAACAUAAACAUUUCGAAAAACAACGCAAAAUUCUAAAAUUGGCAACAUAAGUUUUGGUCUUGAAUUAAACGCAACAAAAAUAUAAAUCAACAAAAAACGAUUUUUGGCAACAAAACAGCAUAAUAACAUACACAAAUUGUAAUUAUCUCAAAACGUCCACACGUGAAAAUGUUUUGCAACUAAGAUGAAAAUCUAAUAAAAUCAAUGUAAAUUUUUAAAACAAAAGGAAAACUAAAACCGUCAGUAAAAACCAGCCCAAAAUCAGUUGAAAAGCCGAGGGAAAUCUUUUUAGAACAAACGCAGAAAACCGCAAAAAUUUAAGCCACCAAAUUGGUAAACUCUUCAAAAUUAUUGGUUCGGACAUACGCAAUACUAAACACAGCAACACAACAACAGCAACAACAACAGCAGCCAUAGCAACUACUACAGUGAUCACUACAGUAAAAGCAACCGCAACAGAAGCAGCAGCAUAAAACGUGUGUGUUAGUUUGCAUAAAAAUUUCGUUUCGAUAAAAGCAAAGCAAAAUCAAU
Molecule: messenger RNA, 3806 nt
Organism: Drosophila santomea
Lineage: Eukaryota; Metazoa; Arthropoda; Insecta; Diptera; Drosophilidae
Gene: haf
Product: leucine-rich repeat-containing protein 4B
Exons: 8
Coding region: 626-3100 (824 amino acids)
Molecular function (GO): protein binding
Source: RefSeq, a predicted model, not a curated record